Messenger RNA from Drosophila simulans, 1455 nucleotides. RefSeq lists its product as uncharacterized. Gene Ontology annotation, molecular function: odorant binding. The coding region runs from base 260 to 940 and encodes 226 amino acids. The record is from RefSeq and is a predicted model, not a curated record. The transcript has 3 exons. Lineage: Eukaryota; Metazoa; Arthropoda; Insecta; Diptera; Drosophilidae.
UUCGAACACCAUGACACACUUUGCAGCGGCAUUCCCAGCCACAGUUUUAUUCGGCAAUUGAUGUUUAAUUGAGCGAAGAACGUUCUAUGCUUAUAUAACGAACUAUAACCUUACUGCAAUGUCAAUGGCCCAAAACAUGACAUUAUUUAUGACAUUGGCCCCAAACAGCACCAGAUUGCAACAAUGAACUUUUGCUGGGCUUUUCUGGUCAUGCGUGGCUGGCACUAUUAAGUGGCCAUUACUCUUUUCGUUCCAUUAGAUGUGGAGCUGCGUGAGGGAUAUAAAAUGGGCCUUGCGAUUUCAUAUUCAUAUCAGUCAUUUUACUCACUCAAUCGCAGCUAUGUCGCCCAGUCAGCUUCUUGUGAUCUUCGCUUUGCUGGCCCUAAAUACUCGUCUAGUAUUUGGCCAAACCACGAUUGAUUGCCAAAGACCACCGCAACUAGUGGAUCCCGCACUCUGCUGCAAGGAUGGGGGUCGCGACCAGGUGGCUGAGCAGUGCGCCCAGCGGAUUUUAGGAGCAGCAAAUGGACAGAAGGCAGGAGGUCCUCCAUCGCUGGACACGGCAGCAUGCCUAGCUGAGUGCAUCCUGACAUCUUCCAAGUAUCUUGAUGAGCCACAGAAACUUAACUUGGCCAACAUACGCAGUGAUCUCUCCGCCAAGUUCUCCAACGAUACCCUCUAUGUGGAAACCAUGACCAUGGCGUACUCCAAGUGUGAGCCACAAUCGCAGCGCAGACUGGCCAUGAUCAUGCAGCAGCAACAACAGGCGCAGCAGCAAAAGCCCCAGCAGCAACAACCAAGAUGCAGCCCCUUCUCAGCCAUCGUCCUUGGGUGCACCUACAUGGAGUACUUCAAGAACUGCCCCGAUCAUCGGUGGACUCCAAAUGCCCAGUGUGCUCUGGCCAAAGCCUACGUGACGCAGUGCGGUUUGGGUGCCUAACAUCACGACCUGAUGGGGAUGGUGCUUGUACAAUGUACAUAAGUUUAUAAAAAGUAGUCAUUAAAUAAGAAUCAAAUUAACUUUUUAUAUUCAUCUAUUUUUGGAUCACUGGAACUAAUUAACGAGGUAGUAGUUAAGUAACGAUCGCACCUGAAAUAUACAAACGAUCUGAAUUAAAACUUGUGACGAAAUAUGUAAAUUUUUUAGAUUAUCUCACUUUGUUUAAGUUCGAAAUAAAAUAUGAAGAAAAUACUAUUUUAUAUUGUUGUUCUUUCUGUUAAUUCUAGAAGUAUGCCAAUAUACAUUUAUAUACAAUAUACAAUUAUACAUGUUGACCGACGAGAUUUCAAUUUUUGCGGCGAGCUGUAGCUUGUAAUCGACUGUUAGUGUGACCGGACCACUGUUAGCCUAGUUCUGUGCACAAGCCUUCAACAUAUCGAUGAAUCGUAGGGAGUACAACAUUUUCGUCUGACAAUCGCAGCUUCCUCUUCUCCGAAUCGUUUUUUUUUUCGUAA